This is a messenger RNA of Prunus armeniaca (apricot), 576 nucleotides long. The record is from the annotation of a GenBank genome assembly. NCBI's taxonomy places the organism in Eukaryota, Viridiplantae, Streptophyta, Magnoliopsida, Rosales, Rosaceae.
AUGGGUGACGAUAACGUGAAGGCUGAGGCUUUGGAGAUACUCGGAAUGUUCCAAGUCCUUCCGAGAUUGGUUGUCUUCGAUCUUGAUUACACUCUCUGGCCUUUCUAUUGUGAAUGCCGCUCCAAACGUGAAAUGCCAUCGCUUUAUCCCCAUGCUAGAGGUAUAUUGUAUGCACUGAAGGAAAAAGGAAUUGAUCUUGCCAUUGCUUCUAGGUCCCCAACUGCAGAUAUAGCAAAGACAUUUGUUGACAAAUUAAGCAUCAAGUCAAUGUUUGUAGCCCAGGAGAUCUUUUCGAGCUGGACACACAAGACAGAUCAUUUCCAGAGAAUUCAUACAAGGACUGGGGUCCCCUUCAACUCAAUGCUUUUCUUUGAUGAUGAGAACAGGAACAUCCAAGCGGUUUCAAAUAUGGGCGUCACAAGCAUUUUGGUAGGUAAUGGGGUAACUGUUGGAGCAUUGAGGCAGGGUCUUACAAAAUACUCUGAAAAUGUGAAUACAUCUGAGAAGAACAAGCAGAAAUGGCGCACAAAGUUCUCCAAAAAUUCGAGUUCAUCUGAGCAGAAUGAAAAGAAUUGA